AUUUACAUUUUAUUGCAAUUCAUUUCAAAUUCUAUACCAAUUAAUUUAAUCAGCUCUACAUUCUACUAAAUAAAAUUCUCUACACAUGGCAAUCGUUUUUGAACGGUUCGAAUUUCUGAUUGGACGUAUGCUUAUCACUCGCUUCCUGCUAACUUCAUGCCACUGACAGUUCAUUACGGCUCGGCCUUCGCCCUUCGCUCGAGUUUGCUUUGUUGUUGCUCGCAGUUGCCGACAACUAGUUUUGCGCCUCGCCGCGACCGUGUAAUGUGACCUGUUGAUUUAUUACUAAUCGUGAUUUUGUGCUUUAGUCUGUGAUAAAAAUGACAUGAUGCCGUUCAUAAAUGUUAUUAGUGGUGUGCGUUAAGUGAUAUAGUGUUCAGUGUAAAAUGGGUUUGAUAACUUCAAGGGAGCAGACAAUGUUGGACGGCCCGGUGGCGUCGGCGAAGAGUCACCAUGUACGACAGCCGUCGACUAGGAACCGGACAAAGCCCCCGAUGCCGGACCGGGACGAGUUGGAAAAUCGUUUCGUCAAAGUAUUGGCAUCAAUGGACCUCCCCCCGGACAAGGCGAAACUACUGCGGAACUAUGACCUGGAGAAGAAAUGGGAGAUCAUAUGUGACCAAGACAUGGUCCAGGCGAAGGACUCGCCAGCACACUACCUCAACAAGCUGAGGACAUACCUCGACCCCAAGGCAUCCAGGAGUCACAGGAAACGAAAAAUGGUUGGCGACUCAACAUCGACGCAAGUCCUCAGGGACUUGGAGAUAUCCUUACGAACAAAUCACAUCGAAUGGGUCCGAGAGUUCCUGAACGAGCAGAACCAAGGUCUGGACGUGCUGAUCGACUACCUGAGCUUCAGGCUCAGCAUGAUGCGCCAUGAGCAGAGGAUUGCUCUCGCCAGAAGCCAGUCCUCCGAUGGGAUCAAUCAAGUAAACACCACAACAUCAGAAUGCAGCGGGCCCACGGAGACAGGCUCAACGAUGUCAGCGUCGUGGCGGCGCCGCGCCCGCAGCGCCGAGGCGGAGUGCGAGGGCGCGGCCAGCCCCGCAGUCGCGCGGCGCCGGACCAGGCACGCCGCCAGGCUCAACAUGGGAGCCUCCACUGAUGACAUACACGUCUGCAUCAUGUGUAUGAGAGCUAUCAUGAAUAACAAGUAUGGCUUCAACAUGGUGAUCCAGCAUCGGGAAGCCAUUAACAGCAUCGCUCUCUCCCUCGUCCACCACUCGCUCCGCACGAAGGCGCUGGUGCUGGAACUCCUGGCUGCCAUCUGCCUCGUCAAGGGUGGCCAUCAGAUCAUCCUCUCUGCCUUCGAUAACUUCAAGGAAGUCGUCGGCGAACCGAGACGGUUUCACACGCUAAUGGAGUACUUUAUGAAUUAUGAUAACUUUCAUAUUGAGUUUAUGGUGGCGUGCAUGCAGUUCGUGAACAUAAUAGUUCAUUCUGUGGAGGACAUGAACUUCAGGGUACAUCUGCAGUACGAGUUCACGGCGCUGAAGCUGGACGACUACCUGGAGAGGCUACGGCUGUGUGAGAGCGAUGACCUGCAGGUUCAAAUCUCGGCGUACCUAGACAACGUAUUCGACGUGGCUGCUCUCAUGGAGGACAGCGAGACCAAGACUGCCGCGCUGGAGAAGGUCAACGAACUCGAGGACGAGCUCGGACACGCUCACGAACGAAUGGCGGCUCUCGAGCGAGAAGCAAUAGCGAAGUUAGGCACGCUGGAGUCCGAGUUGGCUGCAGUGCGGGCUGAGAGAGACCAGCUCGCGGAAGCCAGGAGACAGGUCGUUGAAGAGGUGUCGACGUUGCGGCGAGCGCAGCAGGACUCCCGCAAUCGACAGUCCAUGCUGGAGUCCAAGGUCCAAGAGUUGGAGUCACUCACCAAGUCACUGCCCCGGGGAGCUUCCAUGGGUGCCAUCUCCUCCCACGCGAUGUGUAACGGCACAUCCAACGGCCACCACACGCCGCCGCCGCUCCCCAACGGCGACGCUCACCCGUACAAGUCCCCUCCCCCGCCGCCUCCCCCGCUGGCGGCCGCCCCGCCCCCGGCGGCCUGCCCCCCGCCCCCGCCGCCGCCGCCCGCGCCCGCGCCCCCCGCCCCGCCCGCGCCCCCUGCGCCCCCGGCCCCGCCCGCGCCCGGCCUCAUGCUGCCGCCCAUGCACACUGAUGCCAUGACCAUCAAACGGAAGGUCGACACUAAGUAUAAGCUACCCACGCUCAACUGGAUCGCACUCAAACCAAAUCAAGUCCGAGGAACAAUCUUCAACGAGCUCGACGAAGAGCGACCCAGAAGAAGGAUAAACUUCACAGAGUUCGAGGAGAAGUUCCGCAUCGGCGGCACCUGUGGGUCUGCACAGCUCGACACGGACACUGACACGCUGGCCUCCUUCCCCAGUAAGCGGUUCCGGAAACCAGACACAGUGUCGUUGUUGGAACACACGCGACUCAGAAAUAUAGCAAUAUCAAGGCGGAAGCUUGACACACCAGUAGAAAAAGUAAUAGCAGCCAUCAACAAUUUAGACCUCAAACAAUUACCAUUAGAAAGCGUAGAGAUACUCCAACGCAUGGUACCUACAGAAGCAGAACAAAAAGCGUACAAAGAAUACGUUGCAGAGAAGAAGAACAUCAACCAACUGACAGAAGAAGACAAGUUCCUCAUGCAACUAGCGAAGGUCGAGAGGAUAUCGGCGAAGCUCUCUAUCAUGAGCUACAUGGGCAACUUCUUCGACAACAUACAUUUGAUAACGCCGCAAAUCCAUGCCAUCAUCUCUGGGUCGUCUUCCGUAAAGUCAUCCAACAAACUACGCAAUGUACUAGAAAUAAUUUUAGCCUUCGGUAACUACUUGAACAGUAGUAAGCGGGGGCCGGCCUAUGGGUUCAAACUGCAGUCGUUAGAUACACUCAUGGAUACAAAGUCAACUGAUAAGAGAAUAUCGCUGCUGCAUUACAUUGUGGCGACCAUCAGACAAAACUUCCCCGAGCUGAUGAACUUCGACACAGAAUUGUUGUACAUAGACAAAGCUGCUCAAGUGUCGCUGGAGAACGUGGCGGGCGACGUGUGCGAGCUGGAGCGCGGCAUGGAGGGCGUGCGGCGCGAGGCGGACGCGCGCGACUCGCUGCGCGCCGCCAGCCCGCACGUGCUGCGCGACUUCCUGGCCAACGCCGCCGACAAGCUGCGCCGUCUGCGGGCCGAGACCAAGCACGCGCAGGACUCGUUUGCGUCUUGCGUGGAGUACUUCGGCGAGGCGCCGCGCGGCUGCGACGCCAACGCUUUCUUCUCGCUGCUCGUCAGGUUCACGAGGGCGUUCAAGCAAGCAGACGCAGAAAACGAACAGCGCCGGAGGCUAGAGCAGGCGGCCCAACAGGCGGACCACGUCGACCCCAACAAGGCCAAGCUCAUGCAGAAGAAACAACAGGAGGCUGUAAUCAACGAAUUAAAAACGAAAUCUCAGGCCGUCGGCGAAAAGAAACUGCUUCACCAAGACGAGGUGUACAACGGCGCAUUGGAGGACAUCUUGCAUGGGCUGCGGAGCGAGCCCUACCGCCGCGCUGACGCCGUCCGCCGCUCCCACCGGCGUCGCAUCAACUCGCACAGGCUCUCCAAGGGGCUCGAGGAACUGGAUGUAUGAUACGAGCUCGACUCCAGUCACGAACUGGAAUCCCCUGUACAGAACGCCGUCAACUCCAUCAACGCUAGGUGCAACACUGACGUUAAAAAACAAAAACGCCGCAAGGACCUAGAGAUGGUCCACAAAAAGCGGUCUAUAGCUAUCUACAAUAUAGAGGACAACGUGACCGAGUUCCCGGCAGAGGGCGCGCGCAAGCGGAGCUCGUACCGCGUGGCGCCCGCCGACUGCGACGCGGACGAGCGCUGCGAGCUCAUCAAGUCUACUUACGAUGUCAUAUCGAAGUACACGCGAGCCAUGUUCGACAAAACUAGCGAAACCGACGUAUGAACCAUGUGCCUAUUUUGUAUUGCGCGUAUAUUGCACUCAUAUACUUAAAUUAUACUAAAUAUAUAAUCCAUGUUAUUGGCUUGUUGCGUUAUGUGUGGCCUAAAAGGUGCGGUGUUAUAAACGUCCAAUGAUACUGACAAUUUGAAUUGUGAAGCGGUUAAUGUUGCCAUUUUAAAUAAUUACCCCGAUGAUGGGUGCAAUAUAUGUAAGAGAACAAUAAGUUUGAUACGCCUACGAUUCAUUCCAUUCCACGCGCGACAGCGAUAACCAGUAUUUUGCUACGAUACCAUUUACACGUGUUUUUUAAUUUUCUAUACGGAAGCUUAGCUUUUAGUAUCGUUUACACGCCCAUAGCUAUACCUACAAACAUGUCCAUUUUACAGUAAUAAAAAAACUCAGCACAAAUAUUAUGAAUUUGGACCAAAGCAACAUUUUAUAGAAGAAUAGUUUACGCAGCUAUGGGCAGUUAGUCCCGCUAGAUAAAAAAAAUGGCCUUUGAAAUAGACGCACACAAGUUUGUACCGAUUUUUUCGAUUUAAAUGUAGGUAUUCUAGGUAUAACGUAACAGUGUCCUUAUAUAUGUACACAUAUACAUAAUUACGAACCAAUAAACGAUUUUUAGUAAUAUUUAAUAUUAUAGUAUGGAACAUACGCAUUUAUAAUAUAGCAUUUUUACCUACUUGUGAUAGUUCAAAUUUAUCUUAACGAUGCGACAUCUAUUGGUGGUCUUAGUUACUAGUUUAUUGAAAGAAGGCCUUAUUUGAUAAUCAGAUUAAAAAAUUACAUGCGAUAAACGUAAGUUUUGCUAUUGAUAUAUUCAAUAAGUUUAAAGUAAGUUUUCAUGAUAAAGGCAAACUAUUUUAAACCUUAUACUGUUUGAUAUAAGAUCCCUUUUCCUAGCUCCUAAACCGUUAGAUGUCGUAUCAGUAUAUACUAUUUGUAUCGUAUAUUAAUCACAGCAUGAUGCAGUGUCUCUUUAUAUCCUGAUAUCAGUACUACAUGACACUUAGUUGUAAUUAUUUAUACAAUUCUAUUCCAUUUAGCUUAAGUCUUGUAUACAAAUUGUUUCCCCAAAAAAUAUCGGUAUUUCUGAUCUGGUAUCAUCUGAUUUUUAUUUGUAAUAAGUUAUGAUUAGUUACUGUAAAUAUAUUUAGUUGUUCUCCAGACUGUGAAUGUACCAAUUUCAAUUCAAUUAUCGCAUGAAUAAUAAAAUGUAAAUAUUGUAUUUUUUAUAUUAUGUAUAACUCAAGCUACUUGAGAAUGUAAGCGGGCAAUAUAAUUUAUAGGAUAUAUAUUUAAAAGUACGUUGAAAUUGGUACUUUUACAGUGUUUUUCGAUUAAAUCAGUUUAAUAAUUUAAUUGAUCCAGUGAAUAUUUAAUAUAUUGAUGCUUGAGCACAAAGGCCGGCUGCAGACAACGUAAAGUCACACAACGCUAAAUGUUACUAAAUUAUUAUUAUCAAAUAUUUUAUUCGAAUCGCUAUUCUAUAAAAUUUCGAACGAUUUUCUCAUCAAAUAUUAUUUAAAACAAUAAUAUUUGAAUGAUGAAUAAUUAAAUUUGAUCUGAAUGAAAAGAUCUUUUGCUUUUUUAUAUUCUUAUGUUUGAUCUGAGUUUUGCUUGUCAUUAUAUAUUGUGUGAUUUUAACGCCAUCUAUCGGCCUUGUUUUAUAAGUAAGGGUGCUUAUCCGCACAUUAGCAUGAUAGUUUCGCUAAGUCAUGACAAGAUGAUUAAAAUUCGUUCGGGAGUUGUAAAAAUAUACAGGGUUAUGUUUAAUAACUAAAGAACAUGCACAAAUAUAGCUGCGGGUCACUGUCGCUAUCAAUUAUCAUCAAGAAGUAAUUGAAAGUGGUGUUUAGCUAGUAUUACCUAUAAUAUACCGAAAUAUUCAUUUGUUCAAAAAGUCAGUUGGAUACAUAAAAAUACAUAAACUUGUACAAUAACAACCUCAGUAAACCUUCAUUUCGUUUCCAUUCUUACGAAUUCCGCACAAUAUUGGAAGCGACAAUGAGCCGUAGCUUUAAUAUUUAAUCUUAUUAUUAAUAUGUUGUGUAUUAUUAAAUUUAUUAAUGUCGAUACGGUUUCUCAAGUUAUACAUUUUGAAUAUUAUUAUUUCUUCGAGUACAGGUCAAGGUAUUUUAAAAUAUGCAACUUAACCCACCAUUUUGCCCCACUCGAGUGUUGUUAGUUAAAAAAUCUUUUGAUUUUAUUGUUUCUGCGAAGAACAGAACAUUGGUUGGAAAUCUAUAUUAAUUUAUUGUAGUUUGGUGAAUCUUCGUUAUUGUAAAGCUUAAAACAUCUCAGCGAUCGAAAGUGUAUGUUUUAUUUAUAUAAUAGUAUUAAUUAUGAUAUCUCAAUUAUAACGAUAAGAAGUAAUUUUUAAUCCGUAUUUGAUUUAUAUAAAUACAUUUUCCAUGAAUACGUAAUAUCUUAAUGUAAUAUUUUCGCCUGUACUCGGGAACUAUUUAAGUUUAGUAGAAAUUUAUAGAAACGUUUUGUGUAUAGUUACAGUAUGUGUUGUUUGUAUUCGAUUCCUGACGUUCUGUUAGUAUUGCAUGUACGCUAGCAUUAGUUACAGUAUUCGGAUGCAAUAAAUAAAACAUACAUUUAAA
This is a messenger RNA of Trichoplusia ni (cabbage looper), 6562 nucleotides long. It is a transcript of the gene Frl, whose product is annotated as formin-like protein. Gene Ontology annotation, molecular function: small GTPase binding; actin filament binding. The transcript is spliced from 17 exons. Bases 387 to 3626 code for a protein of 1079 amino acids. Gene Ontology annotation, cellular component: cytosol. Lineage: Eukaryota; Metazoa; Arthropoda; Insecta; Lepidoptera; Noctuidae. The record is from RefSeq and is a predicted model, not a curated record. Gene Ontology annotation, biological process: cell migration; cortical actin cytoskeleton organization; regulation of cell shape.